UCCUCCUACGUCAUUCAACUCAUCACCGACGCUCGUCGGCAUCUUCCGCCGGGGCCAUGGCCAUUACCAGUCAUCGGCAACAUCCUCCACAUGGGUAAGCUCCCGCACCGCUCCUUAGCGCGCCUCGCCGACCGUUACGGCUCGCUUCUGAGUUCUGACGCUCCGCCUCGGCACGUCGCUCUACAUCGUCGCGUCGUCGCCGUCCGCCGCGCGCGAGAUCCUCCGGACGCACAACGCCAGCCUCUCCGGCCGGAGCCCCGCCGACGCGUGGAGCGGCGGGGGCCACGGCGCCAACUCCGUCUUCGUCCUCCAGCCAGGACGCAAGUGGCGCACGCUGCGGCGGCUCGGCACGGCGCACAUGUUAUCGGCGAGGCCGCUCCAGGAGAAGCUGGCGUUGCGACGCGACGCGGUCGGCGGCCUCCUGACGAACGUGUCGGAGGCGGCGUCCGGCGACGCGCCUGUGAGCGUUCGCCGCGCCGCGUUCACGGCGCUGGUGAGGCUGCUGUGGCGCGCCAUCUUCUCCGACAACAAGCUCGGUGAGGCCGCGAUGCAGGAGCUUUACGACUACGUGCGGGAAGCGGUGGCGCUGGUGGUGACGCCGAACGUCUCCGACCUGUUUCCGGCGGUAGCGGGAGCCGACCUCCAGGGCGUCCGGCGCAGGAUGGCGGCACUGGUGGCGCGGAUUUACCAGCUCCUGGACCGACAGAUCGAGGGUCGGAUGCGAGCGCGCGAUGAGUUUGGCCGAGGCGAUGCGAGCAGCAAGGACAUGUUGGAUGCGAUGCUUGACAUGUCGGAGCAAGAUGACGACGGCGGCGUCACCAUGAACCGGGAUGUCAUCAGAGCUUUCUGCACGGAUUUAUUUGUCGCUGCCCUCGACACAAGCUCCAAUGCAAUAGAGUGGGCUCUGGCAGAACUACUGCAGAAUCCACGAACCAUGAACACAUUACAAGAAGAACUCAGGACGGUUCUCGGCUCAAAAGCACAGGUCGAAGAUUCAGACAUAGACAAGCUCCCCUAUCUUCGAGCAGUCAUCAAGGAAACACUCCGGCUCCAUUCAGUCGUGCCCCUGGUGUCCUACAGGGCGGAGGCCACAGUGCAAGUACAAGGAUACACUAUCCCCGAAGGAAGCAACGUGUUGGUGAAUGUGUGGGCCAUUCAUCAUAAUGCCGAUGUCUGGACAGAGCCGCAUAAGUUCGUCCAGGAGAGGUUUCUGAAAAAGGACGUCGAGUUCUUUGGAAGGAACUUCGAGUUCAUCCCCUUCGGUUCAGGAAGGCACAUGUGCCUUGGACUGCCGCUGGCCAACAGAAUGCUGCUUGCCAUGCUGGGAUCACUUGUGCAUCAAUUUGAAUGGGAGCUACCCGAACUAGAAAGGGGUGUAGACAUGACCGAGAAGUAUGGAUUAGUGUUAUCUAUGGCCAGCCCAAUCCAUGCCAUUGCGAAGAAAAAGCAACAGUAGUAGCUAGCACUUGCCCACUCCUUUUCCUUCAUCUUCUCUGCAUUGACAAGUUUUUUCACCAAAUUAUA
Panicum virgatum (switchgrass) is the source of this 1524-nucleotide messenger RNA. RefSeq names its product geraniol 8-hydroxylase-like. Lineage: Eukaryota; Viridiplantae; Streptophyta; Magnoliopsida; Poales; Poaceae. Gene Ontology annotation, molecular function: oxidoreductase activity, acting on paired donors, with incorporation or reduction of molecular oxygen; iron ion binding; heme binding. The record is from RefSeq and is a predicted model, not a curated record. The transcript has 2 exons. The coding region runs from base 359 to 1456 and encodes 365 amino acids.